Coffea arabica (coffee) is the source of this 903-nucleotide messenger RNA. The record is from RefSeq and is a predicted model, not a curated record. NCBI's taxonomy places the organism in Eukaryota, Viridiplantae, Streptophyta, Magnoliopsida, Gentianales, Rubiaceae.
AUGUGCGAUGCCAGUGAUCAUGCUGUAAGGGCUGUAUUGGGGCAGCAAGUAGGGAAGGCAGCUCACGUCAUCUAUUAUGCAUCCCGCGCCCUGAAUGGGGCCCAAUUGAAUUACUCCACUACUGAGAAGGAGUUUCUUGCAGUUAUUUUUGCUUUAGAAAAAUUCAGGUCAUACUUGUUAGGUGCUAAAGUAAUUGUAUAUUCUGAUCAUGCAGCAUUAAGGUACCUAAUGACCAAGAAAGAUGCAAAAUCGAGGCUCAUCCGGUGGAUAUUGCUACUACAAGAAUUUGACUUGGAGAUAAGGGAUAAAAAAGGUUGGCCAAAAUCGAAGAGGGAUAAAUUGAAGAGCGACGCCAAAUAUUUUAUCUGGGAUGACCCGUACUUAUGGAAGAGAUGUGCAGAUCAAGUGAUGCGUAGAUGUGUGGAGGCCAAGACCACUCGGACUAAUGACUCGAAAGUAGUUGCAGAUUUUAUCCGGCCUAACAUUUUUGUGCGAUUUGGAAUGCCAAAAGCUAUUGUCAGUGAUAGGGGAACGCAUUUUUUCAAUAAAACCAUAGCUGCGUUAUUUCGCAAGUAUGGUGUACUCCACAGGGUCUCAACGUCGUACCAUCCCCAGACCAAUGGUCAAGCGGAGGUAUCGAAUCGGGAGAUUAAGUCCAUUUUUGAGAAAAUGGUAUGCCCCGAUAGGAAAUAUUGGAGUCAACGGUUGGAAGAUGCACUCUGGACCUAUCGGACGGCAUAUAAGACUCCUAUAGGGAUAUCGCUGUACAGUUGGUCAGAAGGUCCUCCUGUACCAAUCCAGGCUCAAGCUAUUUCCAGGUGUUCUUCUGUCAUGACGCGCCCGCGUGAUGACCUAUGGAGCGCUCACGAUCAGAAUCGUCAGAAGGGGUUCAUGCCCUCAUGA